Suillus discolor is the source of this 1134-nucleotide messenger RNA. RefSeq lists its product as uncharacterized. Bases 1 to 1134 code for a protein of 377 amino acids. The record is from RefSeq and is a predicted model, not a curated record. The transcript has 3 exons. NCBI's taxonomy places the organism in Eukaryota, Fungi, Basidiomycota, Agaricomycetes, Boletales, Suillaceae.
AUGGCUGCCCUCAAUAUCAUGCAGCCUGCAAUGGCCCCUAUCAUGCAGCCUGUGAUGGCUAUUCCCACUGCUGUGCAGCCAAAUAUGCCCCCCCUUGUUGUCAUUAAUGACAGGAAUGUCACCAUACUUGAUUGGGUUCUCGAUGAUCCCUUGAUAUUUCAUGUUGCUAUCCAUUUCAUAUGGUGCAGUGACCUUAGCAUCUCAGAAUUUCUCUCCACCUCAACAUCACACCAACUCCAACAACUCAACUAUGCCAUCACCACUAUUGGAGCAGUUGCCAAGUUAGUGCUGCAGGAGCAGAUUCCUCAUCCACCAGUCAUCCUGCCAUUCACACAACUUGAAGGGAGUGAGACUUCCGACAACAUCAUGCACCAUAUUGCGCAUUCCACCCUUGCACCAUCCAUCCUGGUUCCUACUAGGAAAAACCACGCUGCCAUCCGCCCACCCGUCUUUCAACCUGACCCAUCAAAACCAGUAACACCACUGAAUCCCCUCCCUCAUAACACCUGCUCCAGAAUCGACUCAGAUAACGACGAGAACCCCUUUGUGCCAGCAGACUCAACCCUGUUCAACCGUGACAUUACAGCAGUGCCCGCUCAACAACCCUCAUUUAAUUUCCAUCAACCCCAACCCUUUCUUCUUAGACCCACCAUCUUCACCAAUACUCAAGCUCAAGCCACCAUGCAACCGACCACUAACAUGUCUCAUACACAUCAAGGCAUAGGCACAAUGCCCAGUCCUAACUCCAGCAAAGCUCCGCUCUUCAAUGGCGAGACAUCAGAACUGCUGGAGUUCUUCAAGUUAUUUGAAGAUCUCACUUCUACGUACAGUCUAAAAAGCGCUGACAAAUGUAAAUGUCUAGUGCGAUAUGUCAAUCUUUCAACGAAGCAUUUUUGGAUAACGCUCACCAGUUACGAGAGUCACAAUUAUGCAACCUUCAAGCAAAGCAUCCUCGACCAGUAUUCUGGCGCUAGCAAGGGGCAGCGUUAUACCGUUCGAGAGCUCAAGCACAUCGUUGUCAAUCAAAUUGAUAGCGACAUCAACAUGGAGAAAGAGUUGAUUCAGUACUAUAGUCAAUUUCGUGCCGUUGCUGUCUGGCUUGUCAACAACACCAAGAUCUCAGCCCACGACUGA